This is a messenger RNA of Nakaseomyces glabratus, 1311 nucleotides long. It is a transcript of the gene NSA1, whose product is annotated as ribosome biosynthesis protein NSA1. Gene Ontology annotation, molecular function: protein binding. Gene Ontology annotation, biological process: ribosomal large subunit biogenesis. Gene Ontology annotation, cellular component: nucleolus; preribosome, large subunit precursor. Lineage: Eukaryota; Fungi; Ascomycota; Saccharomycetes; Saccharomycetales; Saccharomycetaceae. The record is from RefSeq and is a predicted model, not a curated record.
AUGAGAGUGUUAGCAAGUUGCGUUGACAACGGGUCAUUAAAAGAAGCUGUGUUUGGGUUUGGUACUGAUACAUCUGUGCAAACAGCUCCUCAGCCACAAUUGAUUGAGACUCAUCUUUGUGAAGGUUUAGAUGCCCAUGUUGAGCAGAUCCACAAGAUAGAUGACGGCAAGUGGUUGCUGGCACGUCACAAUGGUACAGUCCAAUAUGUUGAAAGCGAGUUGGUAGAUCAUUCUGAAAUUGAAGGUAUGAAAGUGAGCCAUUUUGAUGUUGUGGGUAGCAUAACUGGACUGUUGGAUGUUUCAAGACUAGAUCAUCUAAAUGCACAGUCAAAGAGAAGAACCAAAUUGAAGGAUGGUUUUGUUUCUCUGGCUCCAGUGAGCAAGAAGGAUUGUUACCUAGCAUGCACUAAAUCGGGUUUAGUGCACAUACUUGCUUUAAAUUUCAAGGACAAAUUGUUGACCAAGUUGCAAACAUUUGAAGUUAAGGCGCCAUUGGAGUUUGCCCAGGUCUAUGAUGUUGAAAAGACAAAAAAAACUGUCUUUGCUUGUGGGGGUGAGGAAAACCUAGUAAAAUUGUUCGAAUUGUCAGAGUCCUGUGACAAGAUAUCAAUGAUAUGGGAGUCUAAAAAUGUGAAGAAUGAUAGAUUAGAUAUGCGUGUACCAGUUUGGCCUGUUGCUCUUAAAUUUCUACAACCUGUACCGACUUCAAGUGCAGGGUAUGACAAGAACAAACUGAACUUCCAAUUUCUAGUUGUGACUGGUUGGUCUCAUUUUGGUAUCUACAAUACUCAACAUGGUAAGAGGCCAAUGAAAUACCUAGACCUACUUCCAGAGCGUGAACCAUUGAGACAAUUGGAAUUAUUAGAUCCUUCUCACAAUACAAAAGCAAUUACUCAACUAGGGAAUUUAAAGUGUAAGGAAACCGAAUCCCUAGAAUUCAUAACAACAGAUAAGAAAACUCAAGUGCUUAAGUAUAAUGGUCAGGGUCAACUAAUUGGGAAAUAUGGGAAGGGGGACAUUACCGGUUUAGCCACUUAUAUUGGUAUUCAUGAUCAAAAAUAUUUGUUGGAAGGAGGUCUUGAUAGAUAUUUGAGAGUAUUCGACAUUGAAUCAAGGGCACAAAAAGCAAAGAUUUAUUUAGGUACAAAUAUCAACAGGAUACUGGUUCUAGACGAAGAAUUGGAAGCAUUGCAAGAAAUAGAGAUGGCAAAGAAUAACAAAAGAAAGCAAACCGCAUCUGAUGAAGAAGAUGAUGCCGAAGAACUGUGGUCCAAAUUGGAAACCAAAAAAGAGAAAAAAAGAAAGCUUUAA